Orbilia oligospora ATCC 24927 is the source of this 684-nucleotide messenger RNA. RefSeq lists its product as uncharacterized. Bases 1 to 684 code for a protein of 227 amino acids. The transcript has a single exon. NCBI's taxonomy places the organism in Eukaryota, Fungi, Ascomycota, Orbiliomycetes, Orbiliales, Orbiliaceae. The record is from RefSeq and is a predicted model, not a curated record.
AUGAACCUCAAACCCCUCUUCACCCUCCUAAACCUCUACAUCAUCCUCCUCAAACACGCCGAAGCCCAAUUCCCCAUAAAACCAAAUGCCAUCCUAAGUCCCGACGCCGAAACUAUAUCCACCGCGGGUGGACAAUUACAAAUAAUCUGGACAAACACCUUCGGCGCCAACGUCACCAUCGUCUUACUCGACGACGAUGCAAACAACCAACCCGAACAAGUCAUAACCAUCGCAAGAAACAUCGGAAAUACGGGCUUGAUGACCUGGUAUAUCUCGGAAGAUUUACCACCCUCAAACACCUACGUGGUAAGAAUAUCGUACGAUAAUAAUCCGGAUAAUUAUAGUUACUCGGAGCGGUUUGCGGUUAUUGUAUAUAUACCGCCUGAAAGUUUGCCCCAACCGACGACCCUUCCAUCGACUAGAACUACUUCGAGUUCAAGAACAAGCAGAACCACAAGCUUUACAACUACCUCAUCUUCAAACACUUCCACACCAACUAAUUCCUCUCCUCCUCCUCCACAAUCGACUAGCAGCGGUCCCAAUAUAGGUGCAAUAGUCGGUGCUGUAGUCGGUGGGGCAGCGCUGGUCACAGCAGGGUGUUUAGUGGCAUACUGGAUUGUGACCAGACGACGAAGGAUACUAGCAGCAACAGGAGGGGCUGUGGCUUCCGGGCAGUUUAAAUGA